CGUCACUAAUGAUCAGUUCAGCGUAUUUUUGUGAUUAUUUUUUUUAAUUUCAAAAAUAAUUAUCUUAUCAAGUGUUAAAUAAUGCUUUUGCGUAAGUAAAACUGCAAGUGUUUUAUAAAUUUAAAGGAUAUUCUGAGAGAUUUUAUUCUUCGAGUAUGGAAGCUAACAGUGUUGUUCUAUGUGACAAUCUAAUCAAAUGGUUGCAGACUUUGAAUCUUAAAGCCAAACAUGGAAAUCCAUCAGAACUAUCAGAUGGUGUGGCAAUAGCAGAGGCACUUACUCAAAUUGCGCCUGAAUAUUUCUCAACAUCAUGGAAUUCCAAAAUUAAAACGGAUGUUGGUCAUAAUUGGAGACUGAAGGUUAGCAAUUUGAAGAAAAUAUUGGAAGGUGUAGUUGACUACCAUCAAGAUAUCUUAAACCUAAGCUUGCAGGAGUUUUCUCGGCCGGAUGUAGUUAAUAUUGCUGAGCAUGCAGAUCCAACAGAUUUAGGAAGACUAUUACAACUGGUUCUCAGUUGUGCAGUCAACUGUAUUAAGAAAGAGGAAUAUAUCACGCGAAUCAUGAAGUUGGAGUUUGCGUGUCAGCGAUCCAUAAUGCAAGCGAUACAAGAACUGGAGAAUAUAACAUUGGGAACGAAUCGCAGUAGUAUUCCUUCGGAGACGACUAAUAUAGAUCAAACUGAUGCUGAUAUGAAAGAAGCGCUCGCGCAAAGAUGCCAUGAGCUUGACACACAGGUGAAAAUUCUUCAAGAAGAGAAAAUGACGUUACUGAGCGAAGUCAGCAGGUUGACUGCCGCAAGAGAAGCGGAAGGUGACACCAACGAUGCGAGGGACUUGGACGAAGCGGGUGCGUCGCUCGGGCCCGCGCACGCCGGCACGUUGCGUUAUAGCAACAUGCGUGCGCAGUUAGACGCGUUGAAGGACGAGCUGGAUAAGGUGGAACUGCAGAGAGAUGACCAGAGAGCCAGGGCCGAAACACUGGAGAGAGAACUUGCUGUAACGAAGUUAAAGAAUGAGGAGUUGCAGAUAGCAGCGUCAGAGAACGUGGUUCUCAAGGAUGAGUUGGACGCGCUGCGAGAGACGGCGGCCAAAGCGGCCGCGCUCGAGGCUACCGUCGCUUCCUACAAGAAGAGAAUGGAGGAGCACGUAGACUUGAGGCGACAGGUGAAACUGUUGGAGCGCGCUAACACGGAGCACGUGCAGCGCGCCAUCGAGCACGAGCAAGCGGCCGCGCGUGCGCACGCUUUGCGCGCGCAGCUUGACAUAUACAAGAAACAGGUAACAGACUUGAACGAGAAGUUAGACGCAGAGAUAACGAAGGCGGACAAACUGGAGAUCGAGAACAAAAAGCUGAGCAGCCGCGUGGCGUCGCUGCAGCGCGAACGAGAUACGCUGUUGCACGAGCGCGAAUCCCUGCGAGAGACCGUCGACGAGCUACGCUACUCUACUAUUACUACCGGCGCGAGUGAAGACAAUGUGUCACGAGAGUUGACGCGAAACGACUGCAAAGAACGCCUUAUAAGGCUGGAGCACGAGAAUAAGUUGCUGCGCCAGAACCAGGGCGCGCAAGCCGACCAAGCCUCUGUACAGGCGAUGCUCGAGGACUACGCGGCACGGCUAGAGGCGCAGCGCGCUAAGAACAGGGAGGCGGCCGCGAGGAUAAUGCAGCUCGAGGCGUCGCUCGAGGCGCCCAACCCGCGCCUCACCUCCGCCAUCGAGGACAGCCAGCGCAAAUCUCUGCAAGUGGAGGAGCUGCAGGCGGCGCUGGCGGAGGAGCGGCGGCGCGCCAGCAAGCUGCAGGAGACGCUGUCGGCGCGCGAGGCCGAGCUGCUGGCCACGGAGGACAAGUACAAGAAGUGCGUGGAGAAGGCCAAGGAGGUCAUCAAGACGCUCGACCCCAGGACUACUGGGCAACAAUCGAUGUCAGAUACAACACUGGGCUACUCGCGCGGCGCGGGCGCAGCCAGCGCGAACGCGUCCCGCGCUGAAGCGACGCCUGCUACUAAUAACAGACAUGAGUGGAGUGGCAGCGGCAGCGGCAGUGGAAGCGAAGAAAGCAGUCGAAGCGCGAACGAGCAACGCCUACUCGUCUCAGCGUGGUACCAACUCGGAGCGCGGUGUCACAGGGAAGCUGUCGAGUCGCGCUUCGCCGUACUGUCCGCGGGCCACUCGUUCCUCGCGCGGCAGAGACGCCAGCCCGCGCGACCGCGGCCCGUCCCCAUGAGCCCCGCCACCGCGCCCUCGCAAUGACGCGCGACGCCGUGACGCGCGACACGCGUCGCUUACAAGACCACCUCCCACAUUGUUAAGAUGAACGUUGAUCUAUAGUUUGCUGGACCAUGGAUGUGACUAUAGGACUCUUGAAAAUCGGCAUUGGCCAACAGUUACCUGAAUUCUACAAAAAAAUCUCGUUCAUUUAUUUUCGAACGAGCGUAAAGACACAAAGUUUUCGCGCGGCCGUUCAUGUGAGCCCUGCGACCGCACCCUCACAGUGACGCAUGACGUCGUGAUUUUGAAUGUUCAAAAUCGGUAUUGGUGAAUGAAGAUCUAGCCAAUAGUUAUUCAACUUGAAUACUUCCCACACUAUGAGUUAGCGCAAGACGCACACUGGUAGAGUGUAGUGCUGCCGAGGCGUGGCAUUUUUCUAGAUAACAACUCAAACUACUAUUUUCGAAUUAAUUUGGCAUAUAUAGGCGUAGGUGCGCGGCGGGUCACGCGUCCUUUAUCCUACAUGUUUUGUUUUCACUACACCAAUUUCAACCGUAUAUCUACAUACAUAAAACCGAGUUUAAGUUGUUAUCAAAAAACCUCGGCUCUACAUACAAAAAAUAAGGUAAAGUUCUUGCAUUUCACAAGCGUGCGCCAUGGCUCACGCUUGUGUUUAGGUUGUAUCGGUAUAAGUAAAGUGAAGUAAAUGUGUGCGUUUGCGAGCGCUUCCUCGCAACUGAUUGGUCCAACAGACACACACACUUACGCAAUGUGCGUGUACACAACGUACAACAAGUAAAGAAUCAUACAAUAGGUGAUUUGAUUGUUGGACGUUAAAAACUGAUGAUAAUAAUUAACGUAAUUGAAGAUCGAGUCAGUAGUUACUCGUUUUAAGUCAACAGUUACCAUCUUUAGAAAAAAAUCUCAUAUUUUUAUAACAUUUGAUUGUAGAAAGUAUAAACGUGACAUUCAUGCGUGAGCAGAAUUUCUGUCUAAUCUAGAAUGCAGCUUAGGAGUUACAACAUUAAUUAUUAUCUUAGAAUACAGAAGUAUUCUGAGCAUACCUGUUAUAUAGUAACUGACAGCGUUGAUACCCUAUCUGUGGAAAGAUGUUAGUUAUACCGCAAUUAGGGCCGGCGCACAUAUGGCGGAGCGCAGCGCAGAGCAUGCCCACGAAGUUUUCUAAUCGCGUGACAUAUUACGCGAAUUUCUACCAGAGAAUGCACGAGCACGUGCGCUGAUGCGCGAGUAUCCGCACGGAUGCACAAUUGAUUUUAGAUACUCGUAUUAUUUCAAUGAGGACAAUGUCGAUAAUAUUUUGAUUGAAAAAUGCUCUGCGCUGCGCUCCGCCAUAAUAUGUGCGCUGGCCCUUACGUAAUCUCCAACAAAUUCUAGCGCUUGCCAUUUUGACUCACCAACCAAUCGCAAACGAAACUAUGUUGAAUUUCGAAUAUUUUAGAAAACAUGUUUGUGAUUGGUUGGUGACUCAAAAUGGUUAACGCCUAAUAAUAACAGAGACAGCCCUAUACUAACUUCUUUCCGUGGUUACAGUAUAGUUGGUAUUAUUGUUUGUCUGUUGUCUUUGGUUAGGUUGAUUGUUGUACACAAUCUCUAGAAUAAACUAAAAUGACCAGUCUAAAAAUUAUUGCUACUCCUUUCACAAUGCUUCCUGCGAGAUUGUGUACCAAAAUAAACUACAAUGUUUUUUGAAUUAAGAUUAGUAAUAUUUAGGCAUUUUUCACACUAAACCUAUUGUCAGUGAAUGUGAGCAAGCAGUAAUAUGCAACUCAUUCAUGCAGGACCAGCAAUAGUUCUGCACUACUGCCAAUUGUUCAGUGUGAACGAAUCCUAAGUCUUAGGUCAAUAUUGUAAAGAAGUCCAGUAUAUAGCAAAAAUGUUUCAAAAUCUGUAUCAGUUGUCUCGAAACAAUAAUAUUCAAUUUUAUAAAUAAAAUAAUUAAUCAUUUAUUGCCUCAAAAGGCAUACGUCCAAUUAGGUUGAGCCACUGAUGCCUAAAAUAGGUUAAACGCCUGUGUUAUAGGCAUCAUAAUGUUAUUUUUUUAAAUGUCUCAAUCGCCCAAUAAUAGGUAUUGCCUAGUAAAUUAAUACAAAGUACUACAAAAGUAUAAAAUAUAAUAUCACAAUAAUAGUGCAUUUUAUUUUGGCAAUAAAAAUACUAUUAUCUGAUUAUAUUAUUAGAUUUAUUGAUUGCUCACUAUCAAAGACUUUAAGUUAAAGAUGUGUAAUGUGUUUUCAUAUACUUAUAUUUUUACUUUAUAACGCCGCCUGAUGAGAAAACUGAUAACACAUAGUUUUCAUUGAAAAGUAAUAAUAUAACGGUUAUAAAUAAAUACCGGCUUUAGCUUUAGACACGUGCAACUUCGGUGUUGCCCGACAACUUUUGAACCUGUUGGUCUAUACCUAUAGGCUCGCCUUAGGCUCAACACAGCACAGCGACGAAGCAACGGCGACGCGUCUUUUCCUAAAAUAAAAUAUGUAAGACAUGUAUUCUGAAUUUUAUCACCGCCGUGUACUGCACAAACUUGAACGAAUUCUCCGCUCCGUGUUCUGACGGUUUUACUCAUACCAAAUUAUUUAAAAUAAUCUUUGAAUACAUAGCAUUUUAGAAAAGACGCGACCUGUAGCAUCGACUCUGCCGAUUUGCCUUGAGCCUUGCUCGGCAACUGAUGAGGAUUUCAUUUUUUUUUUGUUCACACAACAGUUCAAGUUUGAAGUUUUUAUUUGGUGCAUUUUUACUGUGUAAGAUAUUAUUUUUAAGUUCAACAUAUUAAAAAGUAAUAUAAAAUAAAAUGUAAUUGAACACAGUUCAUAUUUAAUGGGUAUUUAUUUUUUAUUAUAAUUAAUUAAUUAUUAUUAACGUAAAAGACAGAUUCAUGUUAUAUUGACCAAUUACCAAACAAAGUUAAUGAACAAAAUAUGGUAGUGAUAAUUUUUUUAAACAUUAAUUAAUAAAGAAAAUUUAUUAAGUACAUAAUACUACUUAAUUUGAUAUUUUUAUUUCGAAAUAAGCAUGAAUAGUAAAUAAUAUCAUCACAUCAAAUUCCAAUGUUAAUGUUAUGUUUACAAAGUCACUGGUAUUACAGUAAAAUUAAUACUAAUCUAGAUUUCUCAGAAAAUAUAAAGCUCCAGGCAUAUUUAUGUAGAGUCAAGUCAAAACAUAGCGCAGUGCAGCGACUUUCCUAAAAUGUUACAAAAUAAACCGUAUGUGCUUUCUAUAAAAUUGAUUUUAGUUUUCUGUCGUUUGUAUUUUGUUUUUGUAAAAAUUUACACUGUGGCAGAGGUGAUAAAGUUCAGUUUACUUGGAAACAUUUUAGGAAAGGCGCCUCGUGUUGCUGCGACUCUAUUUAUUGAGGCAUUAUAUUUUAAGCCUAAAAUCUUGAAACUAGGCGUUUUAUAUUUUAUAAUUAUGUAGGUAUAUUUUAUUCUGCACAAUCAAUAAUAAUGUUUUGAUUUUAAAAUUGUUUUAGAUUAUUCAUUUCUUAAACCUAAUAUAUAAUACUUUUUUGUAAUACCUUUUUUAUGUAAACGCACCUUAAAUUCAUCUUUAUUAUUAAACAUUUAUUCAAUAGUAAUUGUGAUAACUUUGUUAGAUUUAGAAAUUAUUAUAAAAUCGUGUUAAUUUGUAACGUAAAAAGUAUCAUUUCGAUUAAUAUCUAUAAUUCUAUAUAUCGCACAUAUUAAUCAGUUAUUUGUUUUUAUUUAAUACAUAUGGCGUGAUUUAAUGUUUGUAAACAUUUAUAAUUUAUUAUUAGUUAAAAAUAAAUUUUCUUACCUUUA
Molecule: messenger RNA, 6004 nt
Organism: Maniola jurtina (meadow brown)
Lineage: Eukaryota; Metazoa; Arthropoda; Insecta; Lepidoptera; Nymphalidae
Gene: hook
Product: protein hook
Exons: 14
Coding region: 156-2249 (697 amino acids)
Biological process (GO): cytoplasmic microtubule organization; cytoskeleton-dependent intracellular transport
Cellular component (GO): cytoplasm; centrosome
Molecular function (GO): dynein light intermediate chain binding; microtubule binding
Source: RefSeq, a predicted model, not a curated record